Molecule: messenger RNA, 1895 nt
Organism: Xiphophorus couchianus (Monterrey platyfish)
Lineage: Eukaryota; Metazoa; Chordata; Actinopteri; Cyprinodontiformes; Poeciliidae
Gene: uqcc5
Product: ubiquinol-cytochrome c reductase complex assembly factor 5
Exons: 2
Coding region: 280-498 (72 amino acids)
Source: RefSeq, a predicted model, not a curated record
AAUUCAUUUGCACGCGCAGCACACCCGGAUGUCGCAAACUCCUGCAUGGUGCGUUCGUUUUAAACUCCAUCACCGUUCGUCCCUGAUGUGUCCGUAGCUUGCAACACACUCCGCCUAUCUCAACUGACUCUUAAAACGAGCGCACCUCAUCAUUGCUCUCGUAACGUCAGUAAAGGACGCAGUAAAGGUGGCUUUCUCUGCUUCUUCGUUUUGAACCGCUUUAAUGAAAACGCGGCUGUAGGAGUGUUUAGGAAGAGAAACACAAGCUUGUUCGCCGAGAUGUUUCACAGAAGUAAAACCAUGAAAGGUUUGCUAAGUAUUGUCCCUGGGAAACAACGACUAGGGGCGUACAGGUUCCUACCUAUCUUUUUCUGCAUUGGAGGAGUCAUGGAGUGGAUCAUGAUCAACGUGAGGAUAGGACAUGAAACUUUCUACGAUGUCUACAGAAGAAAAAAAUCAGAGCGGCAGUACCAGCAGAAGACAGCAGACAGCAGUUGAUCUAGUACUCCUUGUACUAGAUCAACACGGAGCCAAGUGAAUGAUGGUCAAACUUCACAAGAGUCGCCUAAGGACGCACCGCUGGACUCAAACUCCCUCACUGGUUUCACAAUUAAAUCGCAAGCAUAGAGACGCUCUGGACGAAAAAAGAUGUUGGAGGAAUCCCUUCCAGCUUGCAAGUUUUACAGGCUUUACUCUGAAAAUACAGAGUCAAAAAAACAAAACAACACAAGUUAAUCUUAGUGUAAUAUUAUCAUAUGUUUGAGAUUAAGACUGUUUUAAGUGACAAUAAAUAAUACUAAAGUAACAGAACAAAAUAUUUGUAUCUAUAAUUUGAGGUAUUGUAUGGUUGAGGUAAUGACAGUAUAAAAAUGCAUCUCAAAACUAAUCAGCCAGAUUGUUCUUAUUCUGUCAUUCGUCCUUAUCCCUCAUUCACUCUGUGAAAUUGUGCGUUUUUAUGUGUCAGUUGUACCAGCCGACAGAAAGAAACUGUUUGGGUAUCCCGACAGCUUGAUGGGGUCCCCAUUCAGCCUCACACGGUCCAGGUUGGAUCGUAUGUAGUGGCUGGUGUCGCCUUUGCAGAACAUCUCGUCUGUUAUAGUUGAGAUAUUAUUGUUCUGUAGGAAAAAAUGAAAGAAAAAAAAGCCUGAAGUGCUAAAAGGAUUAACUGUACGUCUUUCUCUUCUCUUUAAUUAAAAAAAAAAAACUUGCAAUAGACCUUACAUGCAGGGGAAAAAUACGAAAGGAUUCUGUAAGUUUAGACACUGCUGUUAGUUCAUUAUCUUCGAAGUCUUUUGAACAGUUCCACAUUUUGCAUUGUUACAGUGAUGAGGAAAAUAAUGAUGGAUGGCUUUGAACAUAUACAAAUAAAAAAAAUCUAUAUCUUUCAGCAUUGAUCCAUUUUAGUCAGAAACCCUUCAAUAACAUCAAAUACUCCCAGUUGCAUUCAGAAUAAUUCAAACUGAGUCACCUGAAUAAAAAUAAAGCACUUACUCUGUGAAGGCAUCAGCCAGUGCUACAAUAGGAGCUUCUUAAGCAAAGCAUUUUCAUGUGUUAGAAUGGCCCAGUCAAAGUCCAGACCUAUAGCCAACUUGAAUAAAGCUUAGCAACAGCGGUUUUUGCAAUAAUAAACAAAACUUCCAUUCCCUUCCUAUGCAAAGCUGGGAGAAAUGCACCCUGAAAGCUGUUAGCUGUACUGGCAACAAACAGUGGUUCUGUGCAGAAUUGACUCACGGAGGCUAAAUAGAAAUGUAGAGAUUUUUCAGAUUUUUAUUUGAAACAAAUAUUGAAAAUCAUUGUACUUCCUUUCCACUUACAAUUAUGCACUACUUUAUGUUGUUGUCUAUCAUCAAAUUUUAAUGAAAUACAUUAAAGUUUGUGCUACCAGCUUGACAAAA